AUGGACUGCUUGCCAGAGCCGGAUGAAAAUGAUGAUCCUCGUUUCAUACGGGCCGUUCAAAGACAGCAGCUCCCUGCGGCAUCUCUAAGCGAUCCCACGCCCGUUCUUCCGCAAGCGAGUCCCUUCCGCACCCCAGAUCCGCCACGCACAGCGCUGCUUCCGCCAUUCCCCGGAAGAAUCGCCCGUUUUGCCGCGACCGUUUCCCCGAGCCAGCUCCCCCGCGCGUACUCCGGGAAUACCGUUCCCGCGGCGGCAUCCAGCACUAGCAGCAGCGGCGGAACCGGCAGCAGCGCACAGAGCCGGCAGUCGGGGCUCCGCCUGGCGCGGCGGUUGGAUUUGGCGGCGGGGGAGAGCGGCGCUGCUGGCGGAGAAGGCGGGGGGUUCCGCGGAAGUAGUGGUGGUGGCGGCGUCCGCGAGCAGCCCCGCGGGCGCAAGCAGCGGCGGAUUCUACCGAGCGAGGAUGAGGUGAAAGCCGCAGCCGCUGGCCACUUGGGUGGCCACGUGGCUGGCCAAUUGGGUGGCCACGUGGCAGGCCACGCUGCUGCCUUCAACUUGGGCACAGCAGGGGGAGGAGCAAAUGCAGGAUACAGAGGGGGAGGAGGAGGGGGAGGGGCUGUCUGGGAAGGAUUUUCUGGAGGAUCAACCAAUGCUGCUGCGGAUCUGGACGUUCUAAGGCAUGGGAGUGACUUGCACUCUCAAUUAGCCCACCUGCUGCGCCAAAACGCUGCUGCUGUCACGGCUGCCGCUGCAGGCACUACUGGUGCUAACCCAACCUCUGCUGCUGCCGUCUUCCCAGCAGGCAACGCUAUGGGGUUUCAGGAAACGGGUUUAGGAGGGAAUGCUGUGGGCUUUAGGCAGGAAGGAGAGGGCGGGAGGAUGGAGGGUGGGGUGCAGGGUCGGGAGGUGGAUAGAAGACUGAUCAUGUGGGAUUUGGGUAGAGGGGUGGACGGACGGAUGGGAGGAGGCAUGGGAGGAGGUGUGAGUGGGAGAAUGAAUGAGGGAAUGGGGGGAGGAUUUGGGGAAGGGAUGGGUGGGGGAGUGAAUGAGGGAGGCAUGAAUAUGGUGAGAGGCGGCAGGAUGGCAGGGCAGGGCACAGCGCUACCACAGACUCCAAUCAUCCCCACCAAUCUCAGCGCUUCUCUUUCUCUAGGCGCCGCUACAGCCGCGGAAUUCCACCGUGCAGCCCCGGGUUUCUGCAUGGCGGCACCGCUACAGCCGCUGGCAGGAGGCUCUCUGGGCGGCGGCGGUGGCGGUGGUGGUGGUGGGUUGCUGUAUGAGUGCAGAUUCUGCGGGAAGGGAUUCGCGCAGUCGCAGGCGCUUGGAGGACAUAUGAACACUCACCGCCGAGGGGCCAUGCCUCAUGCAGGGGCCAUGCCACAUGCAGGGGCCAUAGGGUCCAUUGCAUUCCCACAGGGCCCAGCAGUCAACGUUGAACCCAACCCAGCAGCAGCAGCUGGUGAAGCGCAGAGAGCAAUGCAGGGUCAAGGCUCCUCCUUUCAAGGCCACUCCCUUCAAGCCCCCUCCCUUCAAGCCCCCUCCCUUCAAGCCGCCUCCCUUCAAGAUCCAUCCAUCGCUUCUCUUCUGGUACAGGCCCAGAACCAGGCAGCAGUAGGUGCGAUGCAGAGAGCAAUGCAGGGACAAGGUCCCUCCUUCGCCGCCCCCUCCAUUCAACAUCCUUCUCUUCAAGAUUCCUCUUACGCAACUCUGCUAGCACAGAUUCAGAACCAGGCAGCAGCGCAACGAGAAGCAGCAGCACAACAGCAGGCAGCAGCGCAACAGCGGACAGCAGCGCAACAGCAGGCAGCAGCGCAACAACACGCAGAAGCACAACAGCAGUCAGGCACCACACUCACAGGGCGAGCAGCAGCGCACGCCAUCCCAAUCGCAGAGGGAAGGAUCUUAGAGGCACUUGCGGAAUCUACUUCAGCUCAUGCUGCACCAAGGUCCUCAGCACAUGCCGUUGAAAGUGCUCAAGCAGUCUCCGUUCCAGCUGCUGCUGCUGCAGCAGCAGCAGCAGCAGCAGCAGCAGCAGCAGCAGCAGCAGCAGCAGCAGCAGCAGCAGCAGCAGCAGCAGCAGCAGCAGCAGCAGCAGCAGCAGCAGCAGCAACAGCAGCAACAGCAGCAGCAGCAGCAGGCGGCGGCAGGACAAGGAGCGGGAUUUAG
Molecule: messenger RNA, 2163 nt
Organism: Closterium sp. Yama58-4
Lineage: Eukaryota; Viridiplantae; Streptophyta; Zygnematophyceae; Desmidiales; Closteriaceae
Source: the annotation of a GenBank genome assembly